Molecule: messenger RNA, 4093 nt
Organism: Suricata suricatta (meerkat)
Lineage: Eukaryota; Metazoa; Chordata; Mammalia; Carnivora; Herpestidae
Gene: TMEM26
Product: transmembrane protein 26
Exons: 6
Coding region: 119-1225 (368 amino acids)
Source: RefSeq, a predicted model, not a curated record
CGGGCGCGGGAGGCUGAGGAGGGACUGCGGCGGCCGCGGGGCUCGAGCUGUCACGUUCCCGCCCACUGGCGGGCUCCGGGGCUCCCGAGGGGGGCGGCGGGCAGAGCGCGCGGCCGGCAUGGAGGGACUGGUCCUGCUCAACGCCCUGGCCACCCGGCUGCUGUUCCUGCUGCACUCGCUGGUUGGGGUCUGGCGAGUGACCGAGGUGAAGAAGGAGCCGCUGUACUGGCUGCUCGCGCUGCUCAACCUCUUGCUCUUUCUGGAGACUGCGCUCACCCUCAAGUUCAAGCGCGGCAGAGGCUACAAAUGGUUUUCACCAGCCAUAUUUUUAUAUCUGCUUAGCAUUGUUCCGUCAUUAUGGCUUCUUGAAAUGCACCAUGAGACCCAGUAUUGCAGUACCCAAUCUGAAGGAAUGUCACAAAAUACCAGCAGCAAAGAAAACUUCAAUCAAACGCUGAUGUUAAGCAAACAAUCCAAUGGAGCAGAUGAUCUCAUUAAGACGGCCAGAGUUUUUGUAAGUAACUUAUCCACAGUAUGUGAGAAAGUUUGGACUUUGGGACUCCAUCAGACAUUCUUGUUAAUGCUCAUAAUUGGAAGAUGGCUUCUACCCAUUGGAGGUGGGAUUACUCGGGACCAACUCUCUCAACUUCUCCUUAUGUUUGUGGGGACAGCUGCGGACAUACUGGAAUUCACAAGUGAGACACUGGAAGAACAAAAUGUGAGGAAUAGCCCUGCCCUAGUCUAUGCCAUCCUCGUUAUAUGGACCUGGAGCAUGCUGCAAUUUCCGCUUGACCUGGCAGUACAGCAUGUCGUCUGCCCCUUGUCUGUGGCAAUGAGGGGGUUCCCCAGCCUGUUUUUUUGCCAGUACAGUGCCGAUCUGUGGAACAUUGGAAUCAGCAUCUUCAUACAAGAUGGCCCCUUUCUUGUUGUGCGUCUCAUAUUGAUGACCUAUUUCAAAGUGAUAAACCAGAUGCUGGUCUUCUUUGCCGCAAAGAAUUUCCUUGUGGUGGUGUUACAACUCUAUCGCUUGGUGGUGCUGGGGAUGGACGUUCGUGCUUCCUUGCGAAAUCAGCCAGGAAGACUGAAGGCAGAGCGCAGCUGCCCGUGUGAGCCAACUGUGAGUGAGAUCUCACCUGGAGACUGGGCGGGUGGUUCUAAUGGGGGCUUGGAUUCCCCCUUGCAGGCCUUGUCAGUUACCCCCGAGGACUCUCACCGCACACCGUAGUUCUUUACAUGCAGCAUGAAGCUAGAAUGUUCGACGUUCUGGUUUCUUUUAUAGAGAGAAUACUCUACCCCCCACCUCUCUUUUUUAACUUUGGCAUAUAAUAAUUUUCAAAAGAACAACAUAAAAAGUGAUCUUAAGCCAAAGCUGAGUUUUCUUUUUUCAACUGAAUGGAGAGAACUUUGAUUAGUGGCUAUUGCUACAACUCCUGUGUGAUGGUAUCAGAUGUUAUAGUUGUUCAACGACUAAGUGAUUUGUUUGUCUUGAACUGUUUGAAAAGCUAUGGACAGGGUUACAGUGACAUGCCCUCCAAAGAUUUAGUGCAGACAAACUGUCACGGCUGUUACCUGAAAAUAGAGAAGCUUUGAACUUUGGCUCCAUUGUCAGACUAUCUCAUCUGAUCUUUUCUGCAGUGUCCCUGACAUAAAAAAAUGUACAUUCAGUGAAUGCAGAACAAAUGAAGGGAAAAGUGCUUUUAAAAUUACCUCACUGUGAGCUGGAAGCAGUGAAAAUCUCUGCCCAGCUUCCACAGCUUUGAGAGCCUUCUUCAUUGCUGCACAGACCUUCUCAGGAAAAUCAUUUUUCUGGGCUGAUGUGGUAUUCUGUCAUGGCGCAUAUGCUCUUCCAGAAAUUUUAUUGCUUUUGGCUUGGGCACUGCGAAAUUCACAGUAAGCCGUUUCGGUUGUGAGGCAGGAAAUACUGGUAAUGCUAGCAAAGUCACAAUUUCCACCCUGAAACAUGAUUUGCGGUAUUCAUCAGUAUUUUUCUUUACUUUACCAUGCUCUCCAUUGCCAAGUCGAAUUAUGUGGGUUGAUGCAAGGAAGCACUGAAGCAGUGAAUAAAGGUGUUUUAGGCCCUCUCUGUGUUACCAUAGUUUCCGGAGUCCGCCAGCAGUGGACGGAACUCCUCUGGGCUGCCACGACCGCCCUCACUCUCGGGGAAGGUGUUGGGGCUGGAGGCUGGCAUCAGCCCUACACACAGCCAACAGCCCUUGAUCAGGGAUGGGGCUAAGAGCUCAGAAGAUGCCACAGCGUUGCGGAUACCAGAAAAUUCUCUUUUCUUGCCUGCAUUAUGACUUCACUUCCCUAGUUUUGAAAUAGCCAUACUUUAUCCUUUAUAUACACCUGUACUUCACAGAUGGAGGUCAUUCAGAACCUUUUGAAAUGAUUUUUGCUUCUAAGAUACAGUGUGGAAAGUUACCUGACUGGAUAGCAGUAAUUACAUGUGAGGCACACAGUUCCAGAACUCUUCUUUUAGGAUUCAAGGCGGAAUUCCUCCUUCUUAGUAUGCUGAGGAAUUAAAAGGGACAUGAAAGAUCAGACAGAGCAUGACCUUAAAUUGGGUGUGACUGUUUGACAACCAACUGGGACAAUUUUAUCUAUAAAUCUGUGUGACAUGAUAUCUGUUCAUAACAUUGCAUUAAAAACUUCAUAGGCAAAUUCUAUUUUUAUACAGAGAAAUUGGUAUUUUCAACUUAAUUACUUCUUCGGUGCCUGAUAGCCGCAUUUCUGUUUCUUCCUUUUCUUCCUUGUGUUUCUAAUUUUAACAAUGUGAUGAUUGUAAAAAUUACACAUGAAACUAAUGGAGUACAUUUGUAAUUUUCAUAAUAAUUUUGUGAACAUUAAGAUCAGGAAGUUAUAUUUAUAAAAAGAACUUGACAACUUUUAAGGGCAUGUUAUUUAAAAUGCUUAGCAAUUGGAAGCAAAAUAAUAACUGCUACUAUUUAUAAGAACGCCCGAGUGGAAUCUGUUUCUGUGUUGACUAUUUUAUGUUGAAUGUUUUCCUCCACAACAUGUAUGUGCUGCUUGUUACCGCAGAGUUGUUCAUGGCAUACAUUUCAUGUUUUAAUUUUUUUUCUUCCAGCAAAACAAACAUUGAACAUCUAAAAAUAGAUAAACUAUAAAGUAGUACAGGCUGUUACAAGGAUAUUUUUAAAUGCUUUCAAAUCUGAGACUUGGCUGGGCUUUGUGAAUGAAUUAAGUAAAGUAUUUUGUAAUCAGCACUCCUCCAAAGGCCCGGGAAAUGGGAAGUCCAGCGUCUCACUUUCUUUAGAGUGCCAGGAUGGCAAAGAGCACGGAAGACAGGGUUGGCAAUGAAUAGUGGCAAAAUAGACACAUGCUGUACAAGGUUUUCCAGGAAAAUCCAUAAGGGCAGCAUUUGUUAACCUAACUGCCAGUACUCUCCCUCUCUUGGACUAUUUUUAUAACAGGAAAAAAUUGUAUUCAUUUUGUUUAUUUAAAAACAAAACCUUAAUCCAGGUUGUAUCCCUAGGACCCCUGACGGAGUUAAAAUUUUAUUCAUCUAAUUGUAUGUUGUUAUCAUAGAUGGCUAAACAUUGGAGUGAUUGAAAAUAUCCCAGCCUUUGCUCUAUAAAGUGGUCAGAAGAGUAGUGACGCCCAUAUUGACAGCCUGGGACUUGCUUCCAUUUUAUUUAGAAGCAGAUAACUGAUUUAGAUCAUCUGUGCAAUGUGUUGUAAGCCAUCCCUCUCUACGGCCCAGCACAAGACACGUGACACACUAACCCUGGGCCAUCUACCAGAGUGGGCUCAUUUGUGGUGCUGUUGACAUUGUUCUGGCUGUUAUUCCAGAAUGGCUUGAUUAAAGCUCAAUCAAACGUCAUCCAUAAAACAUGUCACUCUCCUUGUGAGAAAACACAGUGCACAUGUUUCAAAGACGCUGCAUGUAAACAAAUCUUAUAACCAUCUCAUGGGAUUUUCUUUUACCCUUCCUAAGGUGAGUGUCGGAGGAAGUGGCUUCAUACUGCAAGAUUUUUAACUGUCUUUGUCAUUCAUCAUUCUCUUAAUUUUUAUUUAGAGAUAACAUAAACUGGAAAUGCUAAACAAAAGAAAUAAAAAAUUGUUUUGACAAUAA